AUGGAGAAUCUGAAACGAGGACUUGCCUGUUUUGUUGUUGUUUUUUCCAUCUGCUUCUCCAUUUAUGAAGCAAUAUUCCCAUUUUCUUUUCAGGUCUGGGCAGGGUCAUUUCAAGCUUAUGCUCAAGGUGCUAGAUUUCAUUGUGAAGUCUUUCACGUUCCUCAGGCUUUCGACCCGGAUUAUGAGGAAAUGGAGAGGAAAUUCAAGAUCUUUGUGUACCCACAUAAUACUACUGCCUGUGAUAAUAAACCCAGGAUGCUCAAUGGCGAGUAUGGAAAUGAAGGAUUGUUCUAUCUGAAUCUCAAUCGGAGUCGGUUCUAUACCAAAGAUCCUGAAAAAGCUCACCUCUUCCUCAUUCCCAUUUCUUGCCAUUCAUCUGCUGCUGGGAAAAGAUCAGAUGAUGAAAAGGCUAUUGCUGUCGAAGAUUUUGUCAAGAGUCUUAUUUCCAAGUACCCUUAUUGGAACAGAACUUUAGGUGCCGAUCACUUCUACGUCACCUGCAGAGACAUUAAUGUGACUGCUACUGCACGAAUUACAAAUCUUAUGAAGAACUCAAUUAGAGUCAUGUGUACUCCAAGUUAUAAGGAUGAAUAUGUUCCGCAUAAGGAUGUUUCCCUUCCACAACGUGUGCCGCCACUUGCUCGUUCUCCUGCUGGAAGUAACAUAACGAACAGGAUGACACUAGCUUUCUGGAGAGGUCUCAACAAUUCUCAUGUAAGACAGAAGCUGCUUGAGUCUUGGGGAAAUGAUUUAGAACUCUUCAUCCAGAAAGGAAAGGAACCUAGUUUCGAAGAACAAGAUUUGGUGUACCAUGAUGCUUUCAAUAACUCUAAGUAUUGCAUCUGUCCUGGAGGCCCUGAGCUCGAUCGUACUAUAGCAUUAGCAAUUCAUUAUGGAUGCGUUCCAGUUAUCUUUUCUGACUACUAUGAUUUACCAUUCAACGAUAUUAUUGACUGGAGGAAAUUCUCUGUAAUACUCAAGGAGAGCCAAGUCUCUUACAUGAGAGAACUCCUAGAUGAGAUAUUAGAGGCUGAAUACCGAGCACUACAGACCAACACUGUCAUGGUCCGGAAGCACUUUCAGUGGAAUCUACUUCCAAUCAAAUAUGAUGCAUUUCAUAUGACCAUGUAUGACUUGUGGCUGCGCAACCAUUUUACCAAGUAUUACUGA
This is a messenger RNA of Dovyalis caffra, 1170 nucleotides long. The record is from the annotation of a GenBank genome assembly. NCBI's taxonomy places the organism in Eukaryota, Viridiplantae, Streptophyta, Magnoliopsida, Malpighiales, Salicaceae.